GAACAUCAUCGGAGUAGAGGCAAUAUGGCCGCAAUGGAUUCUAAGAACGCACAGAAGACAUGGGAGUUUAGCAAUAAUAUAGAAAAUGUCAACUCACAUGACGAAAUAUACAGAUAUGACAAGCAACAACAGCAGGACAUUUUAACGGCGAAACCAUGGGAAAAGGAUCCUCACUACUUCAAGCAUAUAAAGAUCUCAGCUCUUGCCCUUCUGAAGAUGGUAAUGCAUGCGAGGUCAGGGGGCAACCUGGAGGUCAUGGGUCUGCUGCUAGGCAAGGUUGAUGGAAACACCAUGAUUGUAAUGGAUAGCUUUGCUCUACCAGUGGAGGGAACAGAGACUAGAGUCAACGCCCAAGCUCAAGCUUACGAAUACAUGGCUGCCUACACAGAGUCGGCUAAAACGGUUGGAAGGCUGGAGAAUGCCAUUGGUUGGUACCACAGUCACCCUGGUUACGGGUGCUGGUUGUCGGGGAUAGACGUCAGUACACAGAUGUUGAAUCAGCAGUUCCAGGAACCAUUUGUUGCCAUUGUUGUGGAUCCUGUGAGAACAAUAUCAGCUGGCAAAGUCAAUAUAGGAGCUUUCAGGACCUACCCAAAGGGAUAUAAGCCUCCAGAGGAAAAUCCCUCAGAGUAUCAGUCCAUUCCACUCAACAAGAUAGAAGACUUUGGUGUUCAUUGUAAACAGUACUAUGCUCUAGAGAUUUCCUACUUCAAGUCUUCCCUGGAUAGGAAACUCCUGGAAUCUCUAUGGAACAAGUACUGGGUGAACACGUUAAGCUCUUCCAGUCUACUCACUAAUGCAGACUACACAACUGGUCAGAUAUUUGACCUGGCGGACAAGCUAGAGCAGUCCGAGGUUCAGCUGGGCCGUGGAGGGUUCAUGCUUGGCAUGGACUCGCAUGAGAAAAAGUCUGAGGAUAAAUUGAUGAAGGCAACGAAGGAUGGGUGUAAACCGACAAUGGAAUCUAUCCUCGGUCUGAUGUCACAGGUGAUCAAAGACAGACUCUUCAAUAGGGUACACCUGGCUAAGUGAUGGUGUUACUGUCGGGGAGCUACUGGUCACAUGAUUAUGUGAUUGCUUACCAGAGAACACCUGGCCAAGUGAUCAUGUGACUUUACCAGAAAACACCUGACCAAGUGAUCAUAUGACUGCUAACUUGGCUAAGUGAUCAUGUGACUUUACCAGUGAGCACCUGGCCAGGUGGUCAUGUGACUAUUUACUGCUAGGUGAUCAUGUGGCUUUACCAGAGAACACCUGGUCAAGUGUUCUUGUGAAUUUUACUGCAAAACAUCUGCCCUGGUGAUCAUGUGAUUUCUUUUACAGGGACAGUUUACCAAGAUUAUCUGCUUAAGACGUCCUGUGAGAACUGACAAUACUUCUGGAUAAGUUAUAGUUAAGUUGAUGAUGAAGAUGCAGAAAAAAGUGUGAACUGAAUGUAUGUGUGUUGAAAUGGAGGAGAUCAUCCAGACAAGGAAUUGAGGUUUCAAUGUUUCAGUAUGAAAGGAAAUGGACAUGUUAAGUACUAUCUGUAGACUAUUUAUACAUUUUUGCCUGAUGGUAUAUGAACAAUUUAUUCUACUGAAAAUUGUCAACAGCGAUUUUAAAACUUGUUUAUGAUCCAUAAACACCAAUAUGAAAUGUCAAACUGUUUUGUAUUUGUUGUCAUGUAUUAUUAUGAACUGCAACACAAUAAAGCCAUAUUUACAUAAA
This is a messenger RNA of Mizuhopecten yessoensis (Yesso scallop), 1710 nucleotides long. RefSeq names its product COP9 signalosome complex subunit 5. Gene Ontology annotation, cellular component: cytoplasm; COP9 signalosome. Gene Ontology annotation, molecular function: metallopeptidase activity; protein binding; deNEDDylase activity. Gene Ontology annotation, biological process: protein deneddylation. The record is from RefSeq and is a predicted model, not a curated record. The coding region runs from base 25 to 1032 and encodes 335 amino acids. NCBI's taxonomy places the organism in Eukaryota, Metazoa, Mollusca, Bivalvia, Pectinida, Pectinidae. The transcript has 8 exons.